GCGCAUACGCAUGGACGUGGACAUGGUCGGUAUUGCUCAUUCAAGGAAAGCCGGAGAAAUUGCCUUCAGGUCCGGUUCAAACGCAGGAGUCACGUCUGAUGUCGUUGUCACUCCGCUUUUGCCAGACCUUCCCUAGUAUCGUUACGGAGCAAAGGAGGGAGGAAUCGGCCUCAUCAGCCUCAUAGAGAAAUUGUAUCCCACAAUGCUAUGUGUGUCAUUCGAGAUCGCCCGAACCGGGGACAGGAUGUUUGCUUCCCCGGAGCAUGUCUGCCGCCUUAAUCCACCUUUCCCGCGUCAAGUCUUGAUCAUGGUUGGGCUUCACUUCGGAGGACGUGGGGUUUUCUGGGCUUCGGAAGCGGGGGCGACGAACCGAGAGCGGCCGCGUUUUCACCAAAGGUCAAAAUUAGCACAAAACGGACGCAGAAGGCUGACUUUGGCUUGCUGCUUGCUUGAGCCAGCCAGCUGUCUGCUUGCGUUUGGUAUUUCGAGACACAACGAGGCGACUGUGCCUAACUCAACAUCUGAUGAUGAGUGCGAAUAUCGCGGUGGCAGCAAGAUACUCGUGCCCAUCAUCUCUCUCCUCCCUUCCCCUCGCGGGGGAACAUCUUGGCUCGGGCCGUGUCCUGAAGCUAAACGAAGACGAGUGGCCUGUUGGUGGGAUACGUGGAUAACGAGAGCACCACUUGCGACGAACAGGACACGUUCUAUCAGCAUGGAAUUCCGGGGCUUCGUGGAACAAGUUUUGACGCCAUGCCAUGGGACACGCCUGCCCAUUGCAUUGCCCUGCUUGGCUCAGCGCCGGGAGGAAUGGGAAUAAUUUUGGAUAAGAGCGGUGGAACCAUGCUGCUGGGUUCAAAUCGUACGGAUAGGGUGCGUAGUCCGAAGACUCCUGCGAGCCCCUGGAUCCUGCCUCCAGGGACAGAAAGAUAGGGUGUGCGUGUCAAAUGACAAGCGAGAGUGGACGAAUCGAAUCCCUGGCAUUCUAGACUCCUCGGCAAAAUCGAACCAUGGACCGUUGUUCCGUGACGACGCAUCCCUCUUCGGAGCAUCCCAUCAUCCUUGCCCAUUCACUUGCUGGCCGUGUCAGGAAGAGACCCACGA
This is a messenger RNA of Sodiomyces alkalinus F11, 1101 nucleotides long. RefSeq lists its product as hypothetical. The transcript has a single exon. The record is from RefSeq and is a predicted model, not a curated record. Lineage: Eukaryota; Fungi; Ascomycota; Sordariomycetes; Glomerellales; Plectosphaerellaceae. Bases 203 to 817 code for a protein of 204 amino acids.